AUGGAGGCGGCGGGAGGCGGCGGGACCCCCGCACCGGCACCGGGACCCGGCCGGGCCCGCCCGGCACCGCCCCAGCCCCAGCCCCCCGCGCAGACACAGCCCAAGGGCCGCGAGCUCUUCAGGACCCAGCGCAAGGAGUCCGAGGGCUCCGUGGACUGUCCCAACCUGGAGUUCGAGUACGGGGAUGCCGACGGGCACGGCGCCGAGCUGGCAGAGCUCUACAGCUACACCGAGGAGCCCGAGCUGAGCCACAACAGGAGAUGCUUCGAGGAGGAUUUCCACGCUCAAGUGCCAGGCAGGAGGUGGCUGGAGCUGGACGGGGCCCAGCAGAAGGCCUUUGUCAUGCGCCUGCUGGACGGGCUGGAGGUGGUCAACAGGGACAGGAGGCUCCGGGUGGCCCGGGCCAUCCUCUACCUGGCACAGGGUGUGUUUGGGGACUGUGAUAACGAGGGCGAUGUCCUGCACUGGUCUCGGCACAACAGCUUCCUCCUGUACCGCCUGGGCACCUUCUCCGCCUUCCUGGAGCUGCUCAACAUGGAGAUCGAGAACAGCCAGGCCUGCAGCAGCGCCCUGCGGAAACCGGCCAUCUCCCUGGCCGACAGCACGGAGCUCAGGGUCCUGCUCAGUGUCAUGUACCUGAUGGUGGAGAACAUCCGUGUGGAGCAGGAGGCGGAUCCGCCCGAGUGGAAAACCUGCCGGGAGACCUUCAGGAUGGAGCUGAGUUUCCCUGUGCACACGGAGGAGCCGUUUGCUCUCCUGCUCUUCACGAUGGUGACCAAGUUCUGCAGCGGCCACGCUCCACACUUCCCCAUGAAGAAGGUCCUGCUCCUGCUCUGGAAGGUGCUCCUGUUCACGCUGGGCGGGUUCGAGGCCCUGCAGGCCAUGAAGGUGCGGCGGCGGGAGGAGCUGGGGCUGCCCCCCCUGCCCGAGGACAGCAUCCAGGUGGUCCGGAGCAUGAGGGCGGCCUCUCCUCCCACCUACUCCAUCGAGCUCGUGGAGCAGCAGCAGCAGCAGAAGCGGGGCCACCGCAGCCGCAGGCCCCUGGUGAAGCAGGACAGCUUGGACAUCUACAACGAGAGAGACCCCUUCAAGAACGACGAGGCAGGAGUGGAGGAGGAGGAGAACGACGACGUGGACAGCGGGAUCGAGGGGGAGCUGGACCUGAUGGAGCGGGACACGAUCGUCCCCCCCCUGCCCCCGCAGCGCCUGCCCAUCGAGAGGGUGUCCUUCCCCAAGGGGCUGCCCUGGGCCCCCAAAGUCAGGCAGAAGGACAUUGAGCAUUUCCUGGAAGCAAGCAGGAACAAAUUCAUCGGAUUCACGCUGGGACAGGACACCGAGACCCUGAUCGGGCUCCCACGGCCCAUCCAUGAAAGUGUGAAGACCCUGAAGCAGCACAAGUACGUCUCCAUCUCAGAUGUCCAGAUCAAGAAUGAGGAGGAGCUGGAGAAGUGCCCCAUGUCUCUGGGGGAAGAGGAAGUCCAAGAAACCCCCUGUGAGGUCCUGUAUCGAGCCAUGUUGUACAACCUCCCCCAGUACAUGAUAGCCCUGCUGAAGAUCCUCCUGGCUGCUGCCCCCACCUCCAAAGCCAAGACUGACUCCAUCAACAUCCUGGCGGACGUGCUGCCCGAGGAGAUGCCUGUCACCGUCCUGCAGAGCAUGAAGCUGGGCAUCGACGUGAACAGGCACAAGGAGAUCAUCGUCAAGAGCAUCUCGGCCUCGCUGCUGCUGCUCCUCAAGCACUUCAAGCUCAACCACAUCUACCAGUUCGAGUACGUGUCCCAGCACCUGGUGUUUGCCAACUGCAUCCCUCUGAUCCUGAAGUUCUUCAACCAGAACAUCAUGUCCUACAUCACUGCCAAGAACGGGGUCUCCGUCCUGGAUUAUCCUCAUUGCACGGUCCAUGACCUGCCCGAGCUCACGGCAGAAAGCCUGGAAGCUGGAGACAACAACCAGUUCUGCUGGAGGAACCUGUUCUCCUGCAUCAACCUGCUGAGGAUCCUCAACAAACUGACCAAGUGGAAACACUCGAGGACAAUGAUGCUGGUGGUGUUCAAGUCGGCGCCGAUCCUGAAGCGGGCGCUGAAGGUGAAGCAGGCCAUGCUGCAGCUCUACGUGCUCAAGCUGCUAAAGAUCCAGACCAAGUACCUGGGGCGCCAGUGGAGGAAGAGCAACAUGAAGACCAUGUCAGCCAUCUACCAGAAGGUGCGGCACCGCAUGAACGACGACUGGGCCUACGGCAACGACAUCGACGCCAGGCCGUGGGACUUCCAGGCCGAGGAGUGCACCCUGCGGGCCAACAUCGAGGCCUUCAACAGCCGCCGCUACGAGCGGGCGCGGCCCCCCGAGUUCGCCCCGGUGGACAACUGCCUGCAGAGCGUGCUGGGCCAGCGCCUCGACCUGCCCCGGGACUUCCACUACUCCUACGAGCUCUGGCUGGAGCGGGAGGUGUUUUCUCAGCCCAUUCGCUGGGAGGAGCUGCUGCACUGCCAGUGACGCGGGGCCAGGCCUCACCAGGCCUCACCAGGCCUCGCCAGGCCUCAUGGGGCCGUGGGCACGGGAGAGGAGGUUGAUUUGGACCAGGGGGGUCUCAAGUGCUCUUUCCCAAGAGACCAAACCUCUUCUUGUCUGCCCAGACACUGCCAAGGUGCCCUCUUUCUGGAGGCCACCCCUUUGCUGUGACUUCUUGGAGCACCAACAGCUCCUGCGCGGAGGCCACAGAGCGGCCCCCGCGCUGAGGGGUUGUUGUGGCCUGUUGUUUGUCCCAGUUUUCCCGUUUUUUUGGGGUUUAGGAGUCCAUAAUAAGCUCACUUACGUGGUCUUAGCCACAGCCCGAGGGCUGUCCCUCAGCUGGGGUCACGCCUGUUGGUUUGGUGUCGCUGUUCCCGGCUGGGAAAGGUUUCCAUCUCUGAAAUUCCUCCUGGCUGGGAAAGGUUCCCGUCUCUCCCGAAUUCCUCCUGGCUGGGAAAGGUUCCCGUCUCUCCCAAAUUCCCCCUGGCCGGGAAAGGUUCCAUCUCCCAGAUUCCUUCUGGCCGGGAAAGGUUCCCGUCUCUCCCAAAUUCCCCCUGGCUGGGAAAGGUUCCCAU
Molecule: messenger RNA, 3083 nt
Organism: Corapipo altera (White-ruffed manakin)
Lineage: Eukaryota; Metazoa; Chordata; Aves; Passeriformes; Pipridae
Gene: STRIP2
Product: striatin interacting protein 2
Exons: 22
Coding region: 1-2493 (830 amino acids)
Biological process (GO): cytoskeleton organization
Cellular component (GO): cytosol
Source: RefSeq, a predicted model, not a curated record